AUGAAAGCUGCAGGGACCAGCCACCGCCAGAUUAUAUGUAAACGGUCGCGGUGCAGCCAAGGCGGCAAUGGCGCCCCGGACCGAUGCCAAGUCGGGGACAAAGGCGGGUCCCGGACGGUUGCCGAACCUGAGGAUUGGCGCACUUGCAUCCCGACGUUGCACGGUGUCAGGGCUUCUGCCGUUGCUACAUGCAAAGUUUGCGUGCCGCCCGUGCCUGUACAGUACAAUGCUGUACUGUACGCUGAAAUUGCCGCAAAGACUUUUCCCAUGCGCAGGGCUGUUAGACCCGUCCCCGCGGCACACAGCGUGGCUGAGCACCCAUCCUCAUGA
Purpureocillium lilacinum is the source of this 330-nucleotide messenger RNA. The record is from RefSeq and is a predicted model, not a curated record. NCBI's taxonomy places the organism in Eukaryota, Fungi, Ascomycota, Sordariomycetes, Hypocreales, Ophiocordycipitaceae.